Molecule: messenger RNA, 3472 nt
Organism: Sciurus carolinensis (gray squirrel)
Lineage: Eukaryota; Metazoa; Chordata; Mammalia; Rodentia; Sciuridae
Gene: Nr2f2
Product: nuclear receptor subfamily 2 group F member 2
Exons: 3
Coding region: 1478-2722 (414 amino acids)
Biological process (GO): anatomical structure development; negative regulation of transcription by RNA polymerase II; cell differentiation
Molecular function (GO): retinoic acid binding; zinc ion binding; RNA polymerase II cis-regulatory region sequence-specific DNA binding
Source: RefSeq, a predicted model, not a curated record
UCGUGUCAAAGUUCACUAUAUAGAGAGCUCAGUGAGCUGAUCGCGGAGAAGCCACUUCUGCCAGCCCCGGCGCCUAUAAAUCGCAUUCCCUCCCGCGCCCCCCUUUUUAGCAUAUUUGAUCACUUUGAUUCUCUGUUCUUUUCUCUCCGCGGUGUGUGUGUGCGUGCGCGCGUGUGUUUUCUUCUCCUCCUCCUCCUCUCCCCGAGUUGCCUCCUUUCUCCGGUUGCCGUACUGCCUUUUUUCCCCUCUUUCAUUCUUUCUCUCCGUCUUUUUCUCCCCCCUCUGCGCACGAAGGAUGUGCUUCUAGGUGGUGAUCUGCCCUCCUUUCUCUCUUUUAUCAUUUCUCCCCUGCCGCCGGCGAGUUGACUCUUUCCCUAUGUGUGUGAGGCGGCGGCGGCAGCAGCAGCAGCAGCAGCAGCAGCGGCUCCGGCGGCGGCAGCAGCGGCAGCAGCGACUUCACCGGCGGCGGCGGCGCUAGACGCGGCGGCUCCGGGCCCGACCCGGAGGCUUCGGCGGCGGCUCCGGCGGCGGCAGCGGCCCGGGCGGCCCUCAGGGAGCGGAGAGCGGCCUCCACCAAGCGACUGCGAGCAGCGGCCACCGGAGCAAGCGAGGCGCGCGCCGGACGCCCAGGGCAGGCGGCCGCGGCGGCCCAGCGCCAGGACGACGCCGCUCAGCGCCCGACGCGGACCACUUUCAUGCUGAUUCCCCCGGACCCGGGCAGUGCUCUGGCCACUCAGCGGGCCGCCGGCCUCCGCCCCGGCCUGCCUGGCUCCCUGGGCGCGCCCGCACCCGGCGCCUCCGCUCUCCUAGUCCUCCAGAUUUCGAUGGCUUUCCUGAAUGGCUGACUGUGGGCUGCCCUGGACUUGGCCCCCGGACAGUCGCCUCUCCUCCUCCUCCUCCUCCUUUUCCUCCUCCUCCUCCUCCUCCUCCUCCUCCUCCUCCUCCUUCUCCUCCUCCUCCUCCUCCAACUCCUCGGCUGCACACCAGAUCUGAGAGCGAGAGAGUGAACGAGAGAGGGAGGGAGAGAGUGAGAGAGAGCGAGAUCUUUGGAGAGAUUUUUUUUUUUUUUUUUUUUGCCUCCUACUUCUGUCUUGAAGCCAGACAAUCGACUUGCAGCUCUCCCUCCCCUCCCUCUCUCUCCACGUUCUGCUCCCACUCGCUCUCCCCUGUCCCCUUCCCCUCCCCUCCCGACGGAAACCCCCGAAACCAACAAAGCUGAGCCGAGGGAAACAAACAAAACAAACACACCGGGCCAGACAAGCAAUCGACAAAACUUUGCAAAAGCAAAAACAAAAAAGGAAAAACUAACCAACCUCAAUCAACUAGCCCUGAGCCACCCGGGGCGCCCUCCCGCGCCCUCUCGCACCCUCGCACACACAAAAGGCGGCGCGCCGGAGCCCGAGACCCGGGAGCCGCCGCCGCCCCGCCGCCGCCCGCAGCCAGGGGAGCAGGAAGUCCGGACUCGGCCCCCAUAGAUAUGGCAAUGGUAGUCAGCACGUGGCGCGACCCCCAGGACGAGGUGCCCGGCUCCCAGGGCAGCCAGGCCUCGCAGGCGCCGCCCGUGCCCGGCCCGCCGCCUGGCGCCCCGCACACGCCACAGACGCCUGGCCAAGGGGGCCCGGCCAGUACACCGGCUCAGACAGCGGCUGGGGGCCAGGGCGGCCCUGGUGGCCCGGGCGGCGACAAACAGCAACAGCAGCAGCACAUUGAGUGCGUGGUGUGCGGGGACAAGUCGAGCGGCAAGCACUACGGCCAGUUCACGUGCGAGGGCUGCAAGAGCUUCUUCAAGCGCAGCGUGCGGAGGAACCUGAGCUACACGUGCCGCGCCAACCGGAACUGUCCCAUCGACCAGCACCACCGCAACCAGUGCCAGUACUGCCGCCUCAAAAAGUGCCUCAAAGUGGGCAUGAGACGGGAAGCGGUGCAGAGGGGCAGGAUGCCGCCCACCCAGCCGACCCACGGGCAGUUCGCACUGACCAACGGGGACCCCCUCAACUGCCACUCCUACCUGUCCGGAUAUAUUUCUCUGCUGCUGCGCGCCGAACCCUAUCCCACGUCGCGCUUCGGCAGCCAGUGCAUGCAACCUAACAACAUCAUGGGCAUCGAGAACAUUUGCGAACUGGCCGCUCGGAUGCUCUUCAGCGCCGUCGAGUGGGCCCGGAACAUCCCCUUCUUCCCUGACCUGCAGAUCACGGACCAGGUGGCCCUGCUUCGCCUCACCUGGAGCGAGCUGUUCGUGUUGAAUGCAGCGCAGUGCUCCAUGCCCCUCCACGUAGCCCCACUUCUGGCCGCUGCUGGCCUCCACGCUUCGCCCAUGUCCGCCGACCGGGUGGUCGCCUUUAUGGACCACAUACGGAUCUUCCAAGAGCAAGUGGAGAAGCUCAAGGCGCUGCAUGUUGAUUCCGCCGAGUACAGCUGCCUCAAGGCCAUAGUCCUGUUCACCUCAGAUGCCUGUGGUCUCUCUGAUGUAGCCCAUGUGGAAAGCUUGCAGGAAAAGUCCCAGUGUGCUUUGGAAGAAUAUGUUAGGAGCCAGUACCCCAACCAGCCAACGCGAUUCGGAAAGCUUUUGCUUCGCCUCCCUUCCCUCCGCACGGUCUCCUCCUCAGUCAUAGAGCAAUUGUUUUUCGUCCGUUUGGUAGGUAAAACCCCCAUCGAAACCCUCAUCCGGGAUAUGUUACUGUCCGGCAGCAGUUUUAACUGGCCGUAUAUGGCAAUUCAAUAAAUAAAUAAAUCAAAUAAGAAGGGGGAGUGAAACAGUGAAAGAAAAGGCAAAAGACUGGUUUGUUUGCUUAAAAUUUCCUUCUGUUAAGAAAGGAUAUAAAAGGAUGUUACAAGUUUGCUAAAAGAAGAGAGGGGAAGAAUUUAAUGGACUGUGAAUUUCAAAAAAAAAAAAAAAGACUGUCAAAUGAACUUUUACAGAAUGCAUUAAAAAACUCCUGUGUUGGUCAGAACAACUUGCUACUUAUCAUUUUUGUAUAAAAAGGAAAUUAGUCUUUUUCUUUUUUUGGUAAAAUUUUGAAAAAUAUUGCUAAAAGUGCAUUUAAGGAGAUUGGGAGAAAAUUAGCAGAAUGGAGAAAGUAAGUCUUUUUUUUUUUCCAAAUUAUUAAUUGUCCUGUGUCUAUGUACCUCUAGCUGUUCUUUUUUGUACUUUUCUGGUUCCAAACCAGUUUAUUCUGUGGUUCUAUAAUAAGUUUUGAUAUAAUCUUGGCUUCUUAAAAACUGUGUAUCAUUAAAAUAUAUGUUCUGCAAGAAUUAAAACUGAGUCCAUGAAAAUAUCAUAGGAAGACAUAAAACUUUAAAAGGCAACUUAAAGAUGAUGGAAACGCACUUACAAGUGGUGACCAAAAAUUUUAGGUGAAGUUGAGCACUCUAAUUAGAGAACUGGAGGAACCACAUACAACACUUAACUUCCCCUACCCCCCCCCAAAAAAAAAGACACCAAGACAAACCUAGCUUUUUAAGAAUAUUUUAA